Messenger RNA from Adelges cooleyi (spruce gall adelgid), 2207 nucleotides. RefSeq names its product UDP-glycosyltransferase UGT4-like. Gene Ontology annotation, molecular function: UDP-glycosyltransferase activity. Lineage: Eukaryota; Metazoa; Arthropoda; Insecta; Hemiptera; Adelgidae. The record is from RefSeq and is a predicted model, not a curated record. Bases 147 to 1727 code for a protein of 526 amino acids. The transcript is spliced from 6 exons.
CGCGUUUGGUAUACAAAACCGGUCUUGCGGCAUGCACCGUGCACGUUGAAGACAAUAUCGAUCAGUCAGUAAUCAGUGAGUAGUAGACUAGCCAAACGACUACACGUCAGUGUGUUACAUUAUGCAUUAUUGUCAGUGAAUUAAACAUGAAUGCAUUAGCUUUUCAUUUGAUUGCCGCGUGGCUGGCCUUUGCCUGGCACGGGACGCCGGAAGUGCGAGCGUCCAACAUUUUGGCGUUUUUGCCGACCGAAACCCACAGUCAUUUCAACGGUUUCAAACCGUUGCUCAGGGAGUUGGUGAAAAGGGGCCACAACCUAACGCUAGUUUCGCCGUUUUCACUGGGCAAUGACUUGUUGUAUACGCACAUCGAGGUGGAAAAACAUUAUCUCGAAAAAAAAAUAAACCACAUGGACAGGUCAAGAUUACUUAACAAGCUUCCGGUGGUCGUUUACGUGCUGUGGUUAGGCCCAAAGAUAACCAAAAUAGCAUUGGAUAGAAACGCGGUAAAGAACUUCAUUCGGAACGAUGGAUCGUCUUUCGAUUUGGUGUUGUUCGAGAAUUUUUUUACCGAAAGCUGCGUCACGAUUGGCCACAAGUAUGGAGCUCCGGUCGUCCAACUGUUGCCGUUCAACACCAAUCCUAGAGUUUCCCAAUGGCACGGCAAUCCCUACAAUCCCGCUUACAUACCCGAGUUCACCAGCAACUUUCCUACCGGCAUGUCUUUCGUCCAGAGGCUGGGCAACACCGCAUUAGCUUUCUUCAGCACUUGUAUGUACCGACUGGUGAGCAUACCACAACAUCGGGCCAUAAUGGACUCGUAUUUUGACUAUCCAGGACACGAAGGCCGACCCGAUCUGACUGACAUGCUUCGCAAUGUAUCCUUGACCGUGUACAUGAGUAAUCCGGUACUUGGUACAGUGUCGCCGACGGUUCCCAAUUUCAUUCCAAUGGCGGGCACGCACACCACCCCGGCCAAACAAUUGCCACAAGAUUUAAAGGAAAUCGUGGAUGGUGCUAAGAAUGGCGUAGUAUUUUUCAGUAUGGGAUCCGUUAUUCAAGCAUCGAAAAUGCCAAACGAAACGGUGUCGCUGCUGUUGUCCGAGUUGGGUAAAAUCAAGCAAACGGUGUUGUGGAAAUGGGAAGACGACAGCAUACCUGACUUGCCUAAAAACGUAAUCGUUCGUAAAUGGUUUCCUCAAAACGAUGUACUCGGUCAUCCAAAUUGCCGGCUGUUUAUUACACAUGGCGGCAUACACAGCAUGAUCGAAACUAUUUAUCACGGAGUGCCCGUACUCUGUUUAUCGGUGUUUGGCGACCAGGCUCAAAAUUGCAUUCAAGCCAAGUCUAAAGGCUUUGCCGAGUACAUACCAUUUUUCGAACUCACCAGCAAAGCGUUUGGCGACAAUCUCCGGUCACUUCUCGAUGAUUCACGGUACAAAGUAAACGCUCAAAAAUCGUCUGCCAUACUUAAGGACAACCCAAUAUCGCUUAUGGAUAAUGUUGUUUUUUGGAUUGAGUACGUGAUCCGACACAAGGGUGCCCACCAUCUCAAAACGGCAGCCAACGAUAUUUACUGGUUUCAGUUUUUACUUUUGGACGUAGUAGCGUUUGUUUCGCUAUUAAGUACAGUGUUUGUAUACAUAAGUUUCAAGUGUUUCAGAUGUACGUUUAGGAAAUGUUUGAAAAGAAAAAAUAAUAAAAUCUCGAGCGAAAAGAAAGUGCAAUAAAUAAUUAUGUGUUUUAAACUGUAGGUAUACAUGUUGAGAGUUAAAACUAUAACUUUUAUUCGAGUCUCGAUAGCUCAAAAAACGACGUCAUAGUUGAGUUAAGUUAAUUUCUUUGUUUUAUUCUAUUUCAGAUAUUAUUAUACUAAUUGUUGUUUUGAAUGUUAUAUGGUUGUUUGGUGCAAUGUGCAAUUAUUGUAUGAUAUUUUUCUUAAUUUAUUUUAAAUUAUGCUGUUUUCUAAAACUGAACUCCAAACAUUUAUGAAAGAAAGUUAUACUUAAUUGAUAUGUUAUAAAUAAUUAUGUGAAUAAAUUGUAUACAUAAUAAUUGUAGUAAUAUUUUUUUAAAUUUAAUAUCAUAGAGUAAGUAAAUAGUAUAGAGUCAAUGUGAACGUAAUUGCAACUAAGUGAGACAAGUGCAGCCGAAGAAUUCCACAAUGUUCAAUUUAAAUUAAUUAUUUGAAACUAUGUGAUGAUGCCUAC